AUGUCGCAAUUUUCGACGUGGAUCCUAUCAAUCACAGAACCAUCAGAAAUUGUGGUACCGUCACCAUCGUCUGGCGGCCAUGCAGAUAUAAUCCAGAAGCUGAAUGCUAUUGAGACCCGUCUCACUGCCAUUGAGAAGUCCCUAACAGACAAAAUGCCAGUGAAGGCCGAGGUGCAGGCGCAAAGUAAAUUAUUGCGCGAAUGCCGCGUCAUAGCGGCAAAGACGCACCAUUCAAUUAGCCGCAUCACCGGUGAUUUGGAGGACGAGCAUUACGUGGAGCUCGCUUCGAAACUGCCCAUGUCAUCGGAAGAGCACGUGCGCUUCGUGGAAGACAAACUUUCCCAAAAGGAAAGCACGGAUGCUAUGAUGCGGCUAAUAUUGAAAUCAAAGGGCGCAAAAGGCAGUGUGGACGGCGUACUUCGUGGUUUGUUUUCAGACGAUGUAAUGUACCAUUAUUUCCUGACAAGGAUAAAAGCAGUAUAUGUGGGGAGCUCCGGAGAUUUGUGGCCUUAAGCCACAAUCGUUUUAAACAGAAGAAACAUAAACUAAGGGCUAAACUAAUAUAAGUUUUAUUAUUAUUACUUAUAUAUAUUAGUUUUAAGUUGUAAAUAUUAGUUUUAAGUUGUA
This is a messenger RNA of Bactrocera neohumeralis, 627 nucleotides long. RefSeq lists its product as uncharacterized. The record is from RefSeq and is a predicted model, not a curated record. Bases 1 to 513 code for a protein of 170 amino acids. NCBI's taxonomy places the organism in Eukaryota, Metazoa, Arthropoda, Insecta, Diptera, Tephritidae. The transcript has 6 exons.